CUUCUUGGAAUCAUCCCUAGAGGGCGCCAGCCGCAGAGCCGUCGGUGGAGUCGCCGGAAGGAGCUCAGCGCCGUCCGAUUCGCCCCAGCUGCCGCCAUGAAGGCCGUGGUGCAGCGCGUCACCCGGGCCAGCGUCACAGUUGGAGGAGAGCAGAUAAGUGCUAUUGGACAGGGCCUCUGUGUGUUACUUGGUAUUUCUCUGGAAGAUACACAGAAGGAACUGGAACACAUGGUACGGAAGAUUUUAAAUCUGCGAGUGUUUGAAGAUGAGAGUGGGAAACACUGGUCCAAGAGUGUAAUGGACAAACAGUAUGAGGUGCUGUGCGUCAGCCAGUUCACCCUGCAGUGCAUCCUGAAGGGGAACAAGCCCGACUUCCACUUGGCAAUGCCCACGGAGCAGGCAGAGAGCUUCUACAACAGCUUCCUGGAGCAGAUGCGCAAGACUUACAGGCCAGAGCUCAUCAAAGAUGGCAAGUUUGGUGCCUACAUGCAAGUCCACAUUCAGAACGAUGGGCCUGUGACCAUAGAACUGGAGUCCCCGGCUCCUGGUGCUGCUACCUCUGACCCGAAGCAGCUGUCAAAGCUUGAAAAACAACAGCAGAGGAAAGAAAAGACCAGAGCUAAAGGGCCUUCGGAGUCAAGCAAAGAACGAAACACUCCCCGAAAAGAAGACCGCAGUGCCAGCAGCGGGGCUGAGGGCGACGUGUCUUCUGAACGGGAGCCAUAGGCAGAGGGGCCGGGACCCAGUGCACUAUAACUGGACAAAACUGGAUCCUGAAAAAUCCAUGAAAGAUGCAGAGCACCUGGAUUGCUUUAAGAUUUUGGAGCUGAAUCAUGAAAAGGAAAAGAGAAAUAAGAAAUUGGAAACCUAAAUAGCCCUGCAAAUAAACACCAAAGGAAGCUGCCAUUUUUGUUGUGUUCUGGUUAAUAGCAUGGGAGCUGCCGGCGCUGCAGAGUUCCUGGGCAUCUGGCGACAGGGCGUCUACACACACCUCUGCCACAGAGAUGUGUGUCAGUUCUCCCACUGUCUGGUUUGCUUUGGGAACAGGAUGGGCCAAUAUCAUUUGUCUUCACAUCUACAGCAGGCACCACAGCAGUCACACUUUCCUUGUUCUUUCCAAUGCUGGUCAAGCCAGGGUCUGUGUGAAGAUGUAAAGAGAACAAUGUUUUUUGUGUGAGACCUUUGCAUCUUGUAAAUUUUCUCUUUUUUCUACAAAGAAAUAAUAAAACUCCAAUCAUCAAACUCUUUGAUAAAAGAGUCAAGUUCCUAGGCAUAUUUCUGGUCACAAAAAUACCAUAUGCUAAAUAAAGACCUAAAUUACUUCAACUAU
Molecule: messenger RNA, 1330 nt
Organism: Condylura cristata (star-nosed mole)
Lineage: Eukaryota; Metazoa; Chordata; Mammalia; Eulipotyphla; Talpidae
Gene: DTD1
Product: D-tyrosyl-tRNA deacylase 1
Exons: 6
Coding region: 97-726 (209 amino acids)
Biological process (GO): tRNA metabolic process
Cellular component (GO): cytoplasm
Molecular function (GO): D-tyrosyl-tRNA(Tyr) deacylase activity
Source: RefSeq, a predicted model, not a curated record